UAUUUAAAUGAUUAAAAAUUUAAAAACAGCUGAUGAGCAAAGAGAUAAAAUGAGUUUAGAGGAAUACUUCACAUUCCACUUCUUGGUGGAUGGAAUCCUACUGGUGGCUGUGGGGCUCCUGGGCGUAGUUGGAAAUAUAUUCUGUAUCGUCUGGUUCUCUAGGAAACUGGUUCAGCGAGCAUUCCACCAGCUGAUGUUAACCCUUGCUGUAUUUGAUCUGCUCUAUGUUGUCAUCUCUCUCAUUCUCUUCGGUGUGCCAGGACUCUUCCCAUGGGUUUAUGAUUUUGUUGAGUUUAACCACCUCAUCUCAAUAAUCCUUCCCUUCGCACAGAUAGGACUUACAGGUUCAAUCUACUUGACUCUGGCAAUAUCUAUUGAACGUUAUACAACAGUCUGCCAUCCUUUCUUCAAGUUAUACCACUCCUGGUCUGCCAAAUUCUACAUAAUACCAAUCUCAAUGUUCUCAGUACUGUAUAAUAUACCGAAGUUCUUCGAGCAUAGAGUGAUCAAGAACUACACGGUGGUGGAGGAACCAGGCCUGGAACCCGUCAAUAUCACGGUAUAA
Messenger RNA from Eurytemora carolleeae, 565 nucleotides. RefSeq names its product FMRFamide receptor. The record is from RefSeq and is a predicted model, not a curated record. Bases 8 to 565 code for a protein of 185 amino acids. The transcript has 8 exons. Gene Ontology annotation, cellular component: membrane. Gene Ontology annotation, biological process: G protein-coupled receptor signaling pathway. NCBI's taxonomy places the organism in Eukaryota, Metazoa, Arthropoda, Copepoda, Calanoida, Temoridae. Gene Ontology annotation, molecular function: G protein-coupled receptor activity.